AAUCAAAACUUAUUUUUGGAUAAAGAAAAUUAAAAAUUCGAAUACAGUUACAGAUUUCAAUUUAAGAUGACAAAUGAGUGAAAUGAUUGUUAACGGUGUCAAUGAAUGCCACAGAAUUAUAAAAAGAAGUUUGUCCUAACAUCAACGAUAAUAUGAAGUCUUCAAAGCGAUGGUUCGUGUGGGACGGACUCGGAAUAACUUGUGCUAUGUUUACAUAUUUUCUUAUCGGUUAUGCCGAAUUUGUUGUAGUUGGCGUGAUGCUACUUCCCGAGCUAGCGACUACAACAUGGGGUCUUUUUCAUUCAAUUCUAUUCACAAUACUUGCGAUUUUAGCCGUAGCUGCUCACAUACGAUCCAUGAUUACUGAUCCGGGCACUAUUCCAUUAGGUAAUUGUACAAAAGAAAAUAUUCAAAAGUUAGAUAUGAGAGAAGGGGAAGUUGUGUUCAGAUGUACAAGAUGCGAGUGUAUUAAAACUGACAGAGCUCAUCACUGCAGCACCUGCCAAAGAUGCAUAAGGAAAAUGGACCAUCAUUGUCCAUGGAUAAAUAAUUGCGUAGGAGCAAGUAAUCAGAAAUUCUUCGUGUUAUUCACGUUCUACAUCAUGGUUAUAUCAAUUUAUGCAUUAUAUCUUUCUGUAAGACAGUUUUUUAUGUGUCAACGCCAAGAAUGGGAAGAGUGUACAUAUCUCAAAGUUCCAGCUGCCAUGGUCUGCAUAAUAUUCCUAAUCUUUGAAGGAGUUUUAUUUGGCUUGUUUACGCUUGCUAUGUUCUGUACGCAAGUGUGCUCAAUCUGCAAAGAUGAAACAGGAAUUGAAAAUCUCAAAAAAGAGAAAGUUGAAAAAGAGGAAGACAAAUCACUAUAUGAUAACCUUCAAGAUGUGUUUGGAGGGCAUUUUUCAAUAAAAUGGUUUUCACCAUUUUCUCAUCCAGAGAUGAACAGAAGGAAAUCACCUUUCUCUUAUUAUGAAGUUUAAUUGGCUACUCCAAGUCAGUCCAAAAUCAUAUUUCCAAGACCUGGUUUCAAUUUGAGAACAAUUAACAGAGAACAAAACACCUGCCGAACUCAUAACAAGGGCUUACAUGAUAUUGUCUCUUGUUUAUGUCUCUUGAAAGAUGGUCAGGAAAUGAUCACAUCCAUCCAUGAUGCAUUGGUCAGGCAAAACAAGCUCAUUCUGCAUGUUGAACGAGGGAUAUAGCAAAAUGUUUGCAACCAAGAAAGACUAUAACCUAACCAUGUGAUGCACCAGAUUUUGUAAUGUCUUUGUGAUUUAUUUCUUACA
This is a messenger RNA of Dendronephthya gigantea, 1280 nucleotides long. RefSeq names its product palmitoyltransferase ZDHHC3-like. Gene Ontology annotation, biological process: protein targeting to membrane; peptidyl-L-cysteine S-palmitoylation. The record is from RefSeq and is a predicted model, not a curated record. Gene Ontology annotation, molecular function: protein-cysteine S-palmitoyltransferase activity. Bases 153 to 974 code for a protein of 273 amino acids. Gene Ontology annotation, cellular component: Golgi apparatus; endoplasmic reticulum. NCBI's taxonomy places the organism in Eukaryota, Metazoa, Cnidaria, Anthozoa, Malacalcyonacea, Nephtheidae. The transcript has 9 exons.